This is a messenger RNA of Achroia grisella, 3045 nucleotides long. RefSeq lists its product as uncharacterized. The record is from RefSeq and is a predicted model, not a curated record. Lineage: Eukaryota; Metazoa; Arthropoda; Insecta; Lepidoptera; Pyralidae. The transcript is spliced from 5 exons. Bases 74 to 2986 code for a protein of 970 amino acids.
GUAAUUGGUAGUAUUAUAGUUAAUACAAUUUUUUUCUGAAUUGGAAUUCUGUUUACUUGAUGUAAAUAUAAAAAUGAAGCGAAUUAAAAGUCAUAAAAUAAAAAGAGAGAAACCAGAGCCGUCUGCUUCUGCCUCGCGAGAUCAAGAGGAGCAUGAUUUGGCUUAUUACAUACAUGAUCGGGUUGAGUUGGUGCACCAAAUUUUCUCCUCCAUCAAACCUAAGGAUCUGAAAUCUAUGACUCCUGAAUGCAUACGGCAUCUCACUACUGAUAAUAUAAAGGAACUGUGUACUGAGGAGUUACUAGGCAUAAGUUCAAAACGCCUAUGUGCAAUACUUGAUGGUGCCCAGCCCCCGUCUGACACAGAAUCGUCGAGUCCCUCUCUGUCUCCAGACCAGUUGGAAACAAUAUCCCUUGACAGCAUCUCAUCUGAUGAAGAUAUACUCAGUCAGACUAGCAGUAAAAAGAGUAAAAAGCAUAAACAUCGACGGCGUGAGUCUAAAUCUAAGAAGAAGAGUAAGAAAAGCAAACAUAGUGAUGAAGAGAAUGAAGAGAAAUCUAAAGCUUCCCGUGCUGGAUUAACUGUAUUGGAGUUACUGGAGUUACAAGCGAGGGCCAGAGCGAUACGUGCACAGUUGCAGCAGGAACAGGCGGCUAAAAUAGCCAUAGAACCUGCACCAGCAGCCACAAACAACUCUGAUUCGUCAACCGAUGAAGUGGAAGUCAAAGAGGAGCCUGCUGAAAUUGUUGAAAUCAGCAGCAGCGAAGAUGAAAAACCACAGAUUAACAAUGAAAAAUCUUCCUCGCCUAGCAAAGUACCAGAUAGGACGGACAACGCGCAAAAAAUCAUAAAACGAGUAAACGAUCUUGUAAUUACAGUUCCACAAAAGAAGAAAACGAAAAAAAUUACAUUAAAACGAAGCAAAGUUAUACCAGAGCCUUCACACUUGCUUAUAAAUACAAAUAAUGCUUCAAGUGUAGAAACAGCUGUUGUAGUUGAUAAAGCGAGCCAUGUUAUUGGAACAUCAUCUACUACGCGUGCCGAAACUCUAAAAGGAGCUGUUAACGUUGGAGACAAAGAUCUGAAAUCUAAUGAAAAGCAAAAAAGGAAACCAAAGAAAAAGAAUAAAAAGAAAAGCAGUGAAAAGGACGGAAGUGAUCACGACGAAAUAACUUUGCAACUAUCUGAUAGUGAAAAAAUGGAUUUACUUGAAGAUUUGGAUCAUAAAAAUUAUGACAAAGUUUCUAGUUCGAGUACAGAAGAUUCUGAAAGCAGUAGUUCAGAUUCCGAAGAGGAACGUAAUUCUAAAACUACUGCAGUGAAUAAGAAAUUUGAUAAUAAUAAGCAAAAAACUAAGUCUUCGUUAAAAGAGAAGGUAGAAAAUAAUACAGUAACAGUUGAAAUACCUGGUACGUCGACAAAAACAAAUGAAAAGGAAAUAAUCGAUAAUUCUGUAACAACUAAUGAAAGCAUAAUUCAGAAGGCAAAAGAUGUUAAUAAUCUUCAAAUAAAUUCAUCUGAGAAUGAAAUGGCGGAGAUUGAUAGACAAUCAGAAUCAAAGAUUGAAUUGUGUAUUGAUUCAGAAUUGUUAAGGGUCAAUGAACAAUUAGACGCCAAAAUAUGUGAAGGCGAUAAUAACGAAAAACAAACUAAAGAUUUCACCAAUGAAACAGAAAAAAUAAAUAAUGAAAGUGAAAUUGAAAAUAUUGAAUCCUUUUCAACUCAAAAUGACAAAGAUGUCUCUAAUAUAAAUAUUACAGUUGACAAGCCUGAGGAAUCGGACAAAAAUGUUAAAAAUAUUCAACAAGACAACCUUGAGAGUGUUGAUAGAAAUGGUAAUGUGGAUGAAAAUUUCACCCAAAGUGAUACCAUCAAAGGAGGUGUUCAGGAAACCGCAUCAACUUCCAGUAGCAUUAUUAGAAAGGAAUCAACAAAAAACUUAUCUGAUGGUGAAUUAACUGAUCGUGAUAGUUCCGAAGUAGAAGCUGUAGAUUUAAAACCCGAAGUCGUCUGCAUAUCAGAUGAAGAAACAAAUCACAGUCACAAGAAAAAGAAGAACAAAAAGAAAGAAAAAAAGAAUAAAAAGGAAAAGAAAUCAAAAAAGUCCAAAGCGGAUUUUCGUGAAGGCUGUGAUCAGAAUUUUUACGUUGAAUGCCCAGAAACUGAUGUUUUAGACAAUUCGGUGUCUGUGGAUAAUAGAAUCAUAGACAAAGAUAAGAUCAAUGAAAACCAUAUAGAGCAAAAUGAAAUAUUGAAUAAUAAAACACUAACAUCUAGGUGUGAUGAUGAUGUCUACGAAAUCUUGGAACUAUCUGAUGACUCGUCUUGUUAUGAAGUAGAAGGAACCGUUUUAUCUAAGGAGCCUACAGCAGAGGAGAUAGAAGCCUUAUCCGCCAAAAUAGACGAAAUAGAAAAAAGACAAGAGGUAAUUACCGAUGAAGAAAUACGCGAGCACGAAAGAGCAGAAGCUGAGAAAACCGAAGGAAACAAGAAUGAUGAAAAUGUUGAACACAUUUCUUGGAAAGAUAGAUAUUUGGAGAGUAAAAAGGUAAAAAAAGUAUUAAGCACGUCGAAUAUAUUAAACGCAUUGAGAAAGAAGAACAAAGAAUUGAAAAUAAAGCUAGAGGAGUCGAGAAAUAAAGAGCUAGAAGUAGAUGUACAAAAACAAGAUGUAGUUGUAGAAUGUAAGAAAAAUUUAGAAGAAGGAUCAAUUGAUCAGUAUCUCACAUUAGAAGGAUCUACCAAAUAUGUAGAUCCUGUUAAAGAAACUAUACCUGACAAAGACGUACAGAAUGACACACAAAUGGAAGCAACAGAGAGCGUCGUAACUAGAGAAAUGAAGAAGGACGCGAAACAGUUAUUGAAAAUGUAUAAAAGAUUAAUAAAAUAUAAUGACAUGAACAAGGAAAAAAAUCCAAGUAAAAAGAAGAAGAAAAAGCAAAAGAAAAAAAAGGAGGAACAACCAACACUUGUGAAUAGCGUAUAGAAACAGUAAGACAAAAGAGCAAAGAAAUAACUUAAUAUUUUCUAUUAAAUUUAUUUACA